Molecule: messenger RNA, 4786 nt
Organism: Scleropages formosus (Asian bonytongue)
Lineage: Eukaryota; Metazoa; Chordata; Actinopteri; Osteoglossiformes; Osteoglossidae
Gene: adnpb
Product: activity-dependent neuroprotector homeobox b
Exons: 4
Coding region: 537-3797 (1086 amino acids)
Biological process (GO): regulation of gene expression
Cellular component (GO): nucleus
Molecular function (GO): DNA binding
Source: RefSeq, a predicted model, not a curated record
CUUUAUGCUAAUCGAGCUCUUAUGUCACAUCCGCUUUUUCUCGUGCGCCAUUUUGAACAGGGCAGGUUCUGCUCGGGGGUGCAUUGUCUGUGGAUGAAGAGGGGGGCAAAGACUCGUCAUAAAUAUUUAUAUUAGUGGCAGAUAUCUUCUGCAGGACGCUUUAAAGUUGGUCCUGGCCGUCCCGCAGGCCCCCGCUUUCCCCUCGCCGUCCCGGGGACCAUCCUUCUAGAUGAGUUUCAGCGGCUCUUCAUCCCCGGCAGCCGCGCGCACGCAGAAGAAGGACGGCUCCGGCUCGCGCCGAGCAGCUCCCUCUUUCGGUGUGGUGAGCGCGCCCGGAGCGGGGUCGGCAGCGCGGCUCGCCCCCGCCGCCAGAAGCAGCAGCAGCAGCAGCAACAGCAACAACGGCGGGCUCGGACUCAUUGAUUGAGAGACAGUGAGCGAGCGAGCGAGCGAGUGAGUGUGAGGGAGCGCGCAUCCUUUGUCUCAGCGGACUGGCAGCAGAGCACCGAUCCGAUCGCGGCCGACAGGUUGGAAGAAUGUUUCAGCUUCCUGUGAACAACCUGGGCAGUCUGCGAAAAGCCAGGAAAAAUGUGAAGAAAGUCCUGAGCGACAUCGGCUUGGAAUACUGCAAAGACCACAUUGAUGAUUUUAAAGACUUUGUCCCCAAUGACUUCUAUGUGAAGAACACUAGUUGGGAAGAUGUGUGCAUGUGGGAUCCAUCGUUAACCAAACCCCAAGAAUAUAGGUCAAAACCAUUCUGCUGCUCUGGGUGCCCGUUCUCUUCAAAGUUCUUCUCGGCGUACAAGAGUCACUUCCGUAAUGUGCACAGCGAGGACUUUGAGAGCCGCAUUCUGCUUAACUGUCCCUAUUGCACGUACAAUGGCAACAAGAAGACCCUGGAAACACACAUCAAGCUGUUCCACAUGCCCAACAAUGUGGUACGGCAAGGAAUGGGUAGUGGGCCAGCCGGGCUAAAGGAUGCUGGGAGGCUUGACAGCAGCCACAAGCUCAAGCCAAUGGACAGUAUGGAGCAGGCUGUGUACUAUUGCAAGAAAUGCACCUAUCGUGAUCCGCUGUACAAUGUGGUGCGCAAGCACAUCUACCGGGAACACUUCCAGCAUGUGGCUGCGCCAUAUAUGGCCAAACCUGGUGAUAAGUCAGUCAAUGGUGCUGUUGGCGGAAACUCCCGUGAUGACACCAUCCACUGCAAACGCUGUCUGUUUGUGCCACGCACUUAUGAAGCCCUGGUACAGCAUGUCAUCGAAGACCAUGAACGCAUUGGCUACCAGGUAACUGCCAUGAUUGGCCACACCAAUGUGGUUGUGCCAAGGUCCAAGCCCCUCAUGCAACUCUCACCAAAGCCCCAGGAGAAAGGCAUUCUGGGAGUCACCCAAAAGGGCACCCUGGUAACCACCAGCAUACGAUCCCUCUCAGCACAGCAACUCAACCGCCUGGUCAUUCCAAAGGCUGGACUGCUGUCAGGCACCCAAUUAAAGCAGGGUCCAUACACGCUCAAAACUGGGAGCCCCCAGGCUUACUCUCUUAGUGGCCAGCAGGUACGCAUCACUUUGCCUGGCAAUGCACAGGUGUCUGUCCCACAACAAUCUCAAACUAUGAAGCAGCAACUGCCUGGUGGAAACAUGCGCAUCUCUGGGACACUGGGCUCAGUUGAGGGCAGGAGCUUCCAGUCGGGGACCUCUACCUCUUCUUCGACACUCAAAUCUAUACCUCUGUCCUCUCGGGUGCAAGCCGCCGCUACAGCUGUGGGCUCGGUUGCUGCCAAAAAGGGCAGCACUUCCAUUCUUGGCACAUCCUACACACAGAAGUGGAAGAUCUGCACUAUCUGCAAUGAACUCUUUCCAGAGAAUGUGUACAGUGCACAUUUUGAGAAAGAGCACAAGGCAGAGAAAGUCCCGGCAGUGGCCAACUACAUCAUGAAGAUUCAUAACUUUACAAGCAAGUGUUUGUACUGCAACCGCUACUUGCCCAGUGACACACUUCUAAAUCACAUGCUGAUCCAUGGCCUGUCCUGCCCCUACUGUCGCUCUACCUUCAACGAUGUAGAAAAGAUGGUGACACACAUGCGCCUGGUUCACCCUGAUGAGGUUGUGGGGCCGCGGACUGACUCCCCCCUUACCUUUGACCUCACUCUCCAGCAAGGUAAUCCGAAGAACAUUCAGUUAAUAGUCACAACCUACAACAUGCGAGAUGCACCAGAGGAGUCCGUGGCCUUCCAUGCUCAGAACAAUUCCUCUUCAGCUCAGUGCAAGAAGUCGCUUCCCAAAAUGCCAGACAGCCUUGAUGUACCUAUAAAGAGUGCACCACAGGCCGCUGUGCCGUACAAGAAGGAUGUGGGUAAGACACUGUGCCCAUUGUGCUUCUCAAUACUCAAAGGUCCAAUCUCUGAUGCACUUGCACACCACCUGAGAGAGAGGCAUCAGGUGAUCCAGACAGUGCACCCUGUGGAAAAGAAAUUGACAUACAAGUGCAUUCACUGCUUGGGAGUGUACACCAGUAACAUGACUGCAUCCACAAUCACACUUCACCUAGUACAUUGCAGAGGGGUGGGAAAGACACAAAAUGGCCAAGACAAACUCGGUGCAUCCCUGAAAGUAGCCCAGUCAUCAGGUGUGGCUUCACUCAAGCGCGACAUUGAACACUCAGAUCCAGUUUUCCAGAAAAAACGAAAACUGGAUUCAGAGCACUGCCCUACCAGUUCAGUGGAGAAAUUCGAUGAGCCUGUAGUCCUAGCGCUUGACCCCAAAGGUCAUGAAGAUGAGUCAUAUGAGGCACGGAAGGCUUUCCUCACAAAGUACUUCAACAAACAGCCCUAUCCCUCAAGGGCAGAGGUUGAGAAGCUUGCAGCCAGCCUCUGGUUGUGGAAAUCUGACAUAUCUAGCCACUUUGCAAACCGUCGUAGAAAAUGCAUUCAGGACUGUGAGUUCAAGAAUGCCUCUGUACUGAUGGGCUUCAACAUGCGAGAGGUCAACAAGCUUAAGCACAAAAUGGACUUUGACCCUGAGUGGUUUUUUGAAGCCAAAGAUGAAGAGGAGAGCAGGACUUCUAAAACAUCCAUGGGACGGUCUGCAGACUCUAUAAACCGCCGUCUGGAAGAGUGUGCUACUUCUUUCACUGAACUUUUGCAAGGGAUACAAGGGAGGGUUGUAAAAUGCAGCCAGUCCCAGUCAAAGGGUGCUGAAUCUGCACCUCCGCCUAAUCUAGACAGAAAUGACCAAAAUAAGACAAUCGAGAACACCUUGCAACAAACAUCUGACAAGCACCCAGAACUCAUAGCUAUAGACAUCAAUACUGAGUCACUGGGAGAGGAGGUAAAAGAGGAGGAGGAGGUGAGGUCUAAAGAGAAAAAAGUUUCAGGUGAAGAGCAGAUAGAGACUGGGAAAGGUGAUAACUGUGUGACUUCCCAACUGGUGCAAAGAAGAAACAGUCAUGAAGAGAAUGAGAACCCCACGAACAAUAAAUGUAAGAAAAGAGCAGGACUUCUUUUGGACUCAGACUCAGACUUGGGGACCUGGCAGGAGGACACACUCCACUAUGAGAAUGGUUAUGGCCUCGCUGAGCAGCGAGACAGGCAAGAGGAAAGUAAAACAGAUGACGAACAAGUUGUUUUGCAGAAGAGCACUCCCGCAUCUUUGAAGGACCAUGUCAACCAGGGCAAGGGAGAGAGUAGGCCAGAAGCUGUGGAGCUGGAACAGCCGAAUGAGGGAUUGGCUGUGAGCAAGGAAGCAGGGUGUGGCCUGCUGUCAGGAGCUGUGGGUCUGAGCAGCCAACAAGUGUAAUGAACACAGAAACACGCACUACCAUCAAUGUAAUGGCUAACCCAGGCCAACCUCAAAACCCCAGACUCGGCACUUGAGCAGUCAAAGGCUGCAGAAGGGGAGGUCAGAAAGACCAAAUGUUUUUCUUGCUCUUUCCAACAAGCCAUCCAGUGGAAUAAGAAUCCAUGUAAAAGGUCAGUUUAGCUGCUUUGUACUCAUGCUCUACAAUGGCAGCAAUGAAUAAACUGCAAACAAAACAGGGAGGGGAAGGGUAUUAUAACUUGCCAUAGGCAGGAAAUCAAAAUGUUGAAAAUGCACUAAAUAGUACAUAUGUCUUGAGUUUUGCCUUCAAUUUACAUUAGGUAUUCAGAAGUUUACUUUUUCUUUUUGUCACUAGAACGUGGUGGCUAACUGGUUACAAGGUAUUAGGUUUCAAGAAUUGAUUAAACAGGAGAAUCACCUGUUUGUUUCAUAUAGUCAUACAAUAGCUAGUGUAUAUUUGUACAGUCUUUUAGAACUGUUUGAAGAGACAUCACAUUGCUGUAGUGUAUCUAUGAUAUAUUUGCUACUUUUUGUGCACAAGCUAGGCUGACAUAAGUUCUACAUUUGUCCACUUCUAUGGAUAAAAAAGUGCUCUAGUGGCUGCUGUUUUUUAAAUAAAACCAUAGUAUUUUGCAAAAUAAUAUCUAUAUACAAAAUACAAAUUAAUGGAACAUAAUUGCUUUUUUGCAGUAACUUUUGUUCUGCUAUAAGAACAUCUCAUUUGUUCUGAUUGAAAGGGCAGUUUUACUUUCAUUAUUCCAUAGAUACUGUAAUUUGUAGUCUAGACUGUAUUAAAAUCAGCCUUGCAAAAGCUCUAGCUGUACCAUUUAAAAAAUUAUGUUCUAGAGAGCUCACACCUGUCGCUGCGGUGUUGUGAACAUUUAUCAUCGAUAUGACUCACUGUGUGUUAUGUUAAUUUGUGAUCUUUUCACUUUGGUUUUUCAUUUAAACUUUUCCGAACAAUAAAG